CCCGCCUGCCAUUUCACUGGGGAAAUGGACUAGCAGCUCUCCCCGCAUCACGGUGGCCUCCUCUAACCCCCACGCUCUCCCUCUGCUUCCUCACAGGUACCUCCCUUGUCCAGCAUCUCAUGACAAUCCUGAUUAGCAAGCACAAUCAGCUCUUCAGUGCAGCCUACAGCGACGUCCCAGCCCCAGAGCCAGAAAUCAAGUCCCCUGCUCCUCGCAGCGCAGCAGAAUGGAUCUUAGAGGAGCAUGUGGAGGAAGGCUGGAAAGAGAGCAACCCCCUUGGUCUCUCUGACGGGCCUUCCAAGAGGACCGGCUCCCUGGACAGUGCCACCGUGGGGACCCUUCCCAAGCCUUCCCAAGAGCGGAUCAGCCGGCGUGCCCAGACCUGCCCUAACAAGACCUCCACCAGUCCCAGUAAGAAGGUCCAAACUUUGCCCAACUGGAAGUACUCCUUCAGACAACCCGGGACCAAGUCGGGGAGUCCAAAGCUAGUGAGCUCUUCCUUGGACAUCAAUAGCCUUCCCACCAGUGGAAACUGGCUCAUGAACGGGUUGUCUUCUCUUCGAGGCCACCGUCGGACCUCCUCUGGCGACAGGACCAAAGACUCCUCCUUGCCACAGAGGCUCUCCACGUACGACAACGUCCCUUCCGGCAGUCCUUCCACAAGUGCGCAGAGCGUGGCCAGCAUGGCAUGGUCCACCUCCUCGUGUGAGAUCUCCGUGGUAGACUCAGUCAGCAACUGCCCAGUCUGCCAUGCCAGCGGCUCAUCCCCCUGCAACUCGGUCCACUUUGAAUGGCCAACUAAAGGCUCCCCAGGCAUGUGCAGCGACGUCAAAUCGGCAGAAAUGGAGACUAGCAACGAGGGUCUGGCAGCCUGUGUGAGCACCCUGAAUGGCAGCAGCAGCGAGGGGAACAAUUUUAACAGCAUGUCCAGGGACUCUGCCCAGUGCUCGCACGCCCUGCAGAGCCUGGUCACAGAGCUCAAGGCAGAACUGAGCAAACAAAGGACUGAAUAUGAGUCUAGUUUAAAAAG
Gracilinanus agilis (Agile Gracile Mouse Opossum) is the source of this 1030-nucleotide messenger RNA. Its product is annotated as rho GTPase-activating protein 22-like. The annotation marks the transcript as partial. The transcript has a single exon. Lineage: Eukaryota; Metazoa; Chordata; Mammalia; Didelphimorphia; Didelphidae. The record is from RefSeq and is a predicted model, not a curated record.